GACGCAACGACGCCAUAGCUACCAAGCUUUUAAGUGCUAUUGAGGUACAAUGUCCGACACUUUGACAGAAGAACAGAUUAAUGAAUUCAGAGAAACAUUCCAAAUGUUUGACAAAGACAAUGAUGGUUCCAUCACUGCUCAAGAACUUGGAACGGUCAUAAGAUCAUUUGGGAUGAAUCCUACUGAAGCUGAGCUUAUGGAUAUGGUGAAUGAGGUUGACACAAAUGGAAACGGUACCAUCGAUUUUGAGGAGUUUCUCGUUUUGACGCAAAACCUCAAAUCAGAUCAAGCAGAUUACAUCCGGGAUGCUUUUGAUGCUUUCGACGCUGACAAGAGUGGAACUAUAUCUCGCGAAGAGCUAAAGAAUGUUAUGAACUCUCUCAACGAGCAUCUCACCGAAGAUGAGAUCGACGAAAUGAUUAGGGAAGCUGACAAAGAUGGAGAUGGUAAGAUCGACUUGGAAGAGUUCCGUGCGAUGAUGGAAUCGCAAUCUUAAGGCUCCAGAACAGGAGUGAGGUCCAUCUUAGUUUCUUCACCGCCAUGUAAACUGUCAACAUCAAAAUUCAUCAACCCUGUACACCGACUGUUUGAGAGUUGUACCUUUUGUAUUUGUAAAUGGUGAAGGACACAUUAGCAAACAGUAAUAACUCGUAGCUUGUAUCAAUGUCUUCUUAUUAUUGGAUUCAUUUUCUUUUGAUAAACCUUCAAAAUUCUUUGAGCAUU
Umbelopsis ramanniana AG is the source of this 723-nucleotide messenger RNA. RefSeq lists its product as uncharacterized. The coding region runs from base 50 to 496 and encodes 148 amino acids. Lineage: Eukaryota; Fungi; Mucoromycota; Umbelopsidomycetes; Umbelopsidales; Umbelopsidaceae. The transcript has 7 exons. The record is from RefSeq and is a predicted model, not a curated record. Gene Ontology annotation, molecular function: enzyme regulator activity; calcium ion binding.